CAUUUAUUCCACUGGGAUAGAGGCAGCAGGAGCGGCGCUGGCACCGGCCAACCAUGGCUGCUGGGAUUGUCUCUUUCGUCCUCUUUUCGUUUUUCUGGGGGAUAUGCGAUGCUGUCACUGGUUCCAGGGUGUACCCCGCGAAUGAAGUUACCUUAUUGGAUUCCAGGUCCGUUCAGGGAGAACUUGGGUGGAUAGCAAGUCCUCUGGAAGGAGGGUGGGAGGAAGUGAGCAUUAUGGAUGAAAAAAACACACCAAUCCGAACCUACCAGGUGUGCAACGUGAUGGAAGCCAGCCAGAAUAACUGGCUCCGAACUGAUUGGAUCACCCGAGAAGGGGCUCAGAGGGUCUACAUUGAGAUCAAGUUCACCUUGAGAGACUGCAACAGCCUCCCUGGAGUCAUGGGGACUUGUAAGGAGACGUUUAACCUGUACUACUAUGAAUCAGACAACGACAAGGAGCGUUUCAUCCGAGAGAGCCAGUUUGGCAAGAUCGACACCAUUGCCGCCGACGAGAGCUUCACCCAAGUGGACAUAGGGGACAGAAUCAUGAAACUGAACACGGAGAUCCGGGAUGUUGGACCUCUGAGCAAAAAAGGCUUCUAUCUGGCCUUCCAGGAUGUGGGUGCCUGCAUCGCCCUGGUCUCGGUCCGAGUGUUCUAUAAGAAGUGCCCCCUCACCGUCCGAAAUCUGGCCCAGUUUCCAGACACCAUCACGGGGGCUGACACGUCUUCACUGGUGGAGGUUCGAGGCUCCUGUGUCAACAACUCAGAGGAGAAGGAUGUUCCAAAAAUGUACUGUGGGGCAGAUGGUGAAUGGCUGGUCCCCAUUGGCAACUGUCUGUGCAAUGCUGGGCACGAGGAACGCAAUGGAGAAUGCCAAGCCUGCAAAAUUGGGUAUUACAAGGCCCUCUCUACAGAUGCCACCUGUGCCAAAUGCCCACCCCACAGCUACUCUGUCUGGGAGGGAGCUACAUCGUGCACCUGUGACCGAGGCUUUUUUCGAGCUGACAGCGACGCUGCCUCUAUGCCCUGCACACGCCCACCCUCUGCUCCUCUCAACUUGAUCUCAAAUGUCAACGAGACUUCCGUAAACCUGGAAUGGAGCAGUCCUCAAAACACUGGUGGCCGCCAGGAUAUUUCCUACAAUGUCGUGUGCAAGAAAUGUGGAGCUGGAGACUCCAGCAAGUGCCGCCCCUGCGGAAGUGGGGUCCACUAUACCCCCCAGCAGAAUGGCCUGAAAACCACCAAAGUCUCCAUCACAGACCUCCUCGCUCACACCAACUACACCUUUGAAAUCUGGGCGGUGAACGGAGUAUCCAAGCACAACCCAAGCCCCGACCAGUCCGUGUCUGUCACAGUGACAACCAACCAAGCAGCACCAUCAUCCAUCGCUCUGGUCCAGGCUAAAGAAGUCACAAGAUACAGUGUCGCUCUGGCUUGGCUGGAACCAGAUCGACCCAAUGGAGUCAUCUUGGAGUAUGAAGUCAAAUAUUAUGAAAAGGAUCAGAACGAGCGAAGCUAUCGAAUUGUCAGGACGGCUGCCCGGAACACGGAUAUCAAAGGCCUGAACCCCCUGACUUCCUAUGUUUUCCAUGUCCGCGCCCGGACAGCUGCUGGCUAUGGAGACUUCAGUGAGCCACUGGAGGUCACAACUAACACAGUGCCUUCCCGGAUCAUUGGGGAUGGGGCCAACUCCACUGUCCUGCUGGUGUCUGUCUCAGGCAGCGCGGUGCUGGUGGUCAUUCUCAUAGCAGCCUUUGUCAUCAGCAAGAGAAGGAGCAAAUAUAGUAAAGCAAAGCAAGAAGCAGAUGAAGAGAAACAUUUGAAUCAAGGUGUCAGGACGUAUGUGGACCCGUUUACGUAUGAAGACCCUAACCAAGCAGUUCGAGAGUUUGCCAAAGAAAUUGAUGCAUCCUGCAUUAAAAUUGAAAAAGUCAUAGGAGUUGGUGAAUUUGGAGAAGUGUGUAGUGGACGUCUCAAAGUACCCGGCAAGAGAGAGAUCUGUGUGGCCAUCAAAACCCUGAAGGCUGGUUAUACAGACAAACAGAGAAGAGACUUUCUGAGUGAGGCCAGCAUCAUGGGACAGUUUGACCAUCCGAAUAUAAUUCACUUGGAAGGAGUCGUCACCAAAUGUAAACCAGUAAUGAUCAUAACAGAGUACAUGGAGAACGGUUCCUUGGAUGCUUUCCUCAGGAAGAAUGAUGGGAGAUUUACAGUCAUUCAGUUGGUGGGCAUGCUUCGUGGCAUUGGAUCUGGGAUGAAGUAUUUAUCUGACAUGAGCUACGUACAUCGAGACCUGGCUGCGCGUAACAUUCUAGUCAAUAGCAACUUAGUCUGCAAAGUCUCUGAUUUUGGCAUGUCCCGUGUGCUUGAAGAUGACCCGGAAGCAGCUUACACCACCAGGGGUGGCAAGAUUCCUAUCCGGUGGACUGCGCCAGAAGCAAUUGCCUAUCGUAAAUUCACAUCCGCAAGUGAUGUAUGGAGCUACGGAAUUGUGAUGUGGGAAGUGAUGUCUUAUGGCGAGAGACCCUAUUGGGACAUGUCCAAUCAAGACGUGAUUAAAGCUAUUGAGGAAGGCUACCGGCUCCCUCCUCCCAUGGACUGCCCCAUCGCACUGCACCAGCUGAUGCUGGACUGCUGGCAGAAGGAGAGGAGCGACAGGCCUAAAUUCGGGCAGAUUGUCAACAUGCUGGACAAACUCAUCCGCAACCCCAACAGUCUGAAGAGAACGGGCUCUGAGAGCUCCAGGCCCAACACUGCUUUGUUGGAUCCAAGCUCCCCUGAAUUCUCUGCUGUGGUAUCCGUGAGUGAUUGGCUCCAGGCCAUUAAAAUGGACCGGUAUAAAGAUAACUUCACGGCUGCUGGUUAUACCACACUAGAGGCUGUAGUACACAUGAACCAGGAUGACCUGGCAAGAAUUGGUAUCACAGCUGCUACACACCAGAAUAAGAUAUUGAGCAAUGUCCAAGCAAUGAGAACCCAAAUGCAGCAGAUCCAUGGUAGAAUGGUUCCUGUCUGAGCCAGUACUGAAUAAACUCAAAACUCUUGAAAUUAGUUUACCUCAUCCAUGCACUUUAAUUGAAGAACUGCACUUUUUUUACUUCGUCUUCGCCCUCUGAAAUGAAAGAAAAACAAAAAAAGAAAGAAAAAAGAAA
Molecule: messenger RNA, 3153 nt
Organism: Erinaceus europaeus (western European hedgehog)
Lineage: Eukaryota; Metazoa; Chordata; Mammalia; Eulipotyphla; Erinaceidae
Gene: EPHA4
Product: EPH receptor A4
Exons: 17
Coding region: 54-3017 (987 amino acids)
Biological process (GO): protein phosphorylation; cell surface receptor protein tyrosine kinase signaling pathway; axon guidance
Cellular component (GO): plasma membrane; neuron projection
Molecular function (GO): ATP binding; transmembrane-ephrin receptor activity; protein binding
Source: RefSeq, a predicted model, not a curated record